Molecule: messenger RNA, 1341 nt
Organism: Juglans microcarpa x Juglans regia
Lineage: Eukaryota; Viridiplantae; Streptophyta; Magnoliopsida; Fagales; Juglandaceae
Product: abscisic acid and environmental stress-inducible protein-like
Exons: 8
Coding region: 464-922 (152 amino acids)
Molecular function (GO): RNA binding
Source: RefSeq, a predicted model, not a curated record
UGACCCUCACAGCUUUACUACAAACCUAUCUCUGUCGCUGUGGUUUUGAUUUGAUAAAUUUAAAAAGCAAAACCCCCAAGCUUUUACUCUACCUCUCUCUGCUCUAGGGUUUUAGGGCUUUUAAGGAUUUCUCUUCUUGAAAUCUGCAAGUCCAGAAAUCUGUCAUGGAUAGGUAUCAGAGGGUCCAAAAGCCCAAGCUCGAGUCGCCGAUAAACGAGAAUGAGAUCCGAAUCACCACCCAAGGUGCCAUCAGGAACUACAUCAGCUAUGCCACCACUCUUCUCCAGGAAAAACGUGUUAGAGAGAUUGUUUUGAAAGCAAUGGGACAGGCAAUCAGCAAGACAGUAGCCAUUGCAGAGAUUUUAAAGAAGAGAAUCCCAGGUUGCAUCAAGAAAUUGCCAUUAGCUCAGAAAGCAUAACUGACAUAUGGGAACCCAUUGAAGAGGGUCUCGUACCUGUGGAGAUGACUCGCCAUGUCUCAAUGAUUGCAAUCACCUUAUCUCCUAGAGAGCUAAACAAAAAUUCUCCCGGGUACCAAGCUCCACAUUAUGCUGAACAACCGAAGCCACAAUCUACUUAUCAGCAGCAACAGCCAGCUAAACAAGCACGUGCCACAUACAAUGCUGUUAAUGAAGAUUCAUAUGGCCGAGGACAGGUUCGUGGGAGAGGGAGAGGACGGAAUUGGGGCAGGGGUGGAUACGGAAACUAUCAAGGUGGAUACGGACACUAUCAAGGUGGAUAUGGAAAUUAUCAAGAUAAUGGUGGAUAUUCAAACCGGGGCCGAGGUGGUGGGCGAGUCCGAGGUUGGGGUUAUCACAGUACUGGGUAUGAAAAAGGUAGAGGUGGAGGGGGCAGAGGAUAUGGUGGGCGAGGCCGGGGACUGAUGGGUGGCCGUGGACGGGGUGGUGGGAACCAGGCAUAAAAAGAACUGUUCUCCUUGCUUUAGCUGAAUGUUUGCCUUGGCCUAUGGGUUCAAUCUAUAAUGGUUACAGUUCUAAUAGCGUGAAAUGUGGUUCACAAUGUCCAGCAUUAUUGUGCAGUGUCUGUGUUUUCACUAUAUGGAUAGGGGCAAGGUUGUUCUGUUCAUAUUUUGCGUACAGCGGAAGAUCAAUAUGGUUGGUUUAUGAUUGCCAUAAUUCAUGUGGUUGCCAAUACCCUUUUGUAUUUAUUCCAUGUCUUUAUUUAUUUUCUUCUCCAUUGGUCUCCUUGUACUCUUUGUGCCAUGAAGUCCGCUAAAGCCCAAUAAAACUAGGCCACUUGUGUCUACUUUAUUAAGUGAUGAAAAAGAGGGAGUACCUUUGGACAUGAUGUGGUGUACACCAGAUAAAAUUAUUGAGUUUU